AUGGGAUCUAAUGUGGUACUGUCAACGCUAUGGAUAUGGCUGGUGCCUAUGGUGUGGGCUGGAGUGGUGCGAAGAGAAGUUGCAUUUGACACGGAGUUCUCAUCCUGUACAACAUACACGCUGGGCGGACUUCGCAUUUUAGACUGCAGGAACCGCGGUCUUAACGAGUUGCCUGAUAACUUAGAAAAUGAUGCCCAAGUGCUACUCCUAUCGAAUAACAACUUCAGGAUUUUUCCGAUGCAGCUAAGUAGUUUUUCUCAAGUGCAGACUCUCGAUCUAUCAAGCAACUACCUAAGCCUUCCUUUACCGGACUAUUUAGAACAGUGGGAACACCUAAGAACCGUUAAUUUAUCUAAUAACCUAUACGAAUCGUGGAUCAGUAAUGACUUCACCUCUACUGUAAAGAAUCUAGAUUUGUCUAGAAAUAAAAUAAACGUAAUAGAUGACCAAGCAUUUACGACAAUGCCAAACUUACGGUUUUUAGAUUUAAGUGAAAAUAGAAUAAAUGAUUUGAAGCCCGAAACUUUCUCCGAAACACAUCACCUAGAGACUCUCGUUUUAGAUAGGAAUUACAUUUCAACUGUGCCUAAUUUCCAAUCAUCUUCCCUGCGGAUUUUACACUUAAGUAACUGUCAAAUCGCAAAUCUUAAUGCUAAUUCUUUAGUUGGAAUGAGUUCACUUUUGGAAAUUAACUUGUCUAUGAACCAGAUAGAAGAAAUUCCGGAUAAUUUAGCAUCACAAACACUACAAGAGUUAAAUCUAAGCUAUAAUUCCAUAUAUUCACUAACAGACCUAACCUUUUCGUCAUUACCGCAUCUGGCUGUACUUGACUUGAGAGGAAACGAGUUUCGAGAAGUAUGGUCGACUUCACGCUUCGCUUCAAAUCCUUUUUUGAGGGAAGUCUAUGUGAAAGGAAACCGAUGGAAUUGUGAAGGCUUUAACGUAAGUCUAUUACUUACUUAUGAGUAUUUGACCAAAGAUCCAGCAAAGGUAGCAGAUAGGGCGUCACUAAUAUGCUACUCCCCUUCCAACGUGACCCAGAUGAGUUGGCAGCAGGCGUACAUACAGACGUGGCAUGCGUCAGAAUCAUCAUUUACUUCUUACACAACUAUUGCGGUCAUAGCUGGUAUUGUAAUCGGGGUACUCGUGACUUCAUGCGUAUGUCGUUGUCUUAUGAACAAUUCUAGUGAGUCCCAAAGGCCACCUACCAGAUCGACAGUACUGAGUGUUAACAGUCCAACUCCCCAACCAAGAGUUGAGACUGUUGUUUUGAGAAUACCUCUAACCGAGGACCUCCCUCCUUCGUACGAUGAAGCGUUACUGAUGCCUCGUUUAAACUCGUCGUUUCAUUCAUUACCAGAUUUUGUGGAAGAAGAACAUGAACCAUCUCGAAGAAGCAACUAUCGCAGAUCUAGAUCUAUAGGAGACCUAACAGAAUUCAGACCACGCUUGGGUGAUAGACGUUCAAUUAGACGCCCAGUCGAUGUACACGAAAAUAAUAUAAAAUACAUUGGAAGUACAAGUUGGAAGAUAAAUAUAACAGUGAGCCGGCAUUGGACCACUUCACAGGCCGUAAUGCGAGCGAGACGUGAUGAUAAAACAAACAUCAACUGCUCAGGAAGAGGUCUUAGUGAACUGCCAAAUGGAUCCAGCAGCCAGGUGCGGAACUUGAACAUUUCAAAUAAUGAUUUCUCGGUUUUCCCUGAAAAGUUGUCUACAUUUGCAAAUUUGGUCACUUUAGACAUAAGUGCGAAUCGAUUAAGUGAAUUGCCGGGAAACGCACUCCAAAAUCUUACAGCACUGGAAUUACUGAAUUUGUCAAAAAAUAAUUUUGAAUCAUGGCUCAGUUUAAAUCCUAAUAAUGCUUUCAAAUUAGCAACGAAUUUAAAAAUACUGGAUUUGUCUCAUAACAGAUUUAGAACUAUGGGAAAUUUAGCCAAUCAGGAAUUACUUACGAGUGGAUCAAUUGAAACAUUGAUACUGGAACAUUGUGAAAUUAUUUCAAUACAUGGCAGAUCACCCUUAGCAGGUCUUACAAACAUUAAAGAACUGAAAUUAAACUUUAAUCCUCUUUUAAGAAUUAAAAGCCUUAUGUCAGCUACACUGAGAAGUCUCGAGGUUAGCAACUGCGCUCUUAGUACGAUCAAUCACAACGAAUUUAUGUUUUUACCAUCGUUAAUACGUUUGAUAAUGUCUCAUAACUAUCGACUGGAGUUAUCUUCUUCUGCUUAUCAUUUAUUUUCAGACUCAUUAAAGUAUUUAGACAUAUCAUUCUGCAAUAUUAUGCAACCUAACUUACAAGGUUUUCCUAAUCUCCGAAAGGCUAUACUCAAUCAUAACAUGAUCAGGUUUCUGAGAAGUAAUGAAUUUUUAAACAAUACUAGAUUGGAAUAUUUAGAUAUUUCAUACAACAACAUAGGAUCUCUCAGAAGUGACACAUUCCGAGGAUUGAGUUUGAUCAAACAUUUAGAUUUAUCGUGGAAUGAACUUGCCAAUAUACCUGAAGACACACUACUAGAAAUGCCGUCACUAACUCAGUUGAAACUUGCCCGUAAUUUUCUAACUAGUGUUGGUCAUUUGAGAUCAUUGUCGUUGACUGUCCUAGACUUGAGUUUCUGUGAAAUAAGCAAUAUUGGAAAAGGUUCGCUAGAAGGUCUACAGAGCCUUAUUGAUUUAGAUUUAUCGAGAAACCUUCUGUCACAUAUUCCAGAUAGUUUAUCUUCGAACACCUUAAAAUACUUGAACUUAAACUACAAUAGAAUAAGUUUUAUAAAUAACUACACAUUUUUCAUGUUACCACGAUUAGUUGGUUUAAGUGUGAUUGGAAACAGGUUUACUACUAUAUGGAAAAGGUCAUUUUUCGAAUCGAACCGUUACCUGGAGCGGCUUGAUUUAGCAGAUAAUAUGUGGAGAUGUGACUGUGCAGACCCGAACAUGGUUGACUUUUUUGAGUUUGUAACUUUGGAACCUAACAAGAAGGAGGAAUCUUAUAACCUUGUUUGCAAUAGCCCCAUGAAUUUAUUUGGGCAAUCAUGGCUACAGGCCUGUUAUUUUGUCUGGAACCCUACUGAAAAAGCAGCCAAUCCUGAUGGCCUGAUACUGUUUAUAAUUAUCAUGAUCGCAGGAUUAGCUAUAUGUCUAUUAUUAGUAAGCUGUGUAAAGAGAUCCAUGAAACGUCGUUUACUAGCGAUCCAGGCUGAAAGAGAAAGACAAGUUGAAGAAGCACGAGACAGGCUUAGACAAUUGAGGAUUCAAGCAGAACAAGAAGCCUUAAUUAGUACACCUGAUCCACGUGAUCUUAUCCCACCGCCCUCUUACGAUGAUGCUCUCUCAAUGCCCAAGCUGUCUUCAUCCAGUCGUUCUUUAAAUGAAUCUGGCACGGGUAAAACAAAGAGAAGGAGGGGUCGUAGGAAAACUAAGUCAAGUGGAGAUUUAUUGGAGGAAACAGAAAGAAAUGGAGACUUACCCGUUUUAGACGAUGUAGAACUUGCCGAAACUUCUGAUGGGAAUCGUCAAAGGCGACGUAGAGAACUGAAUAGAUACGGUAGCCAUGAGGUAGCAGAGUUAGAGCAAUCUCCUGGUGCACGACGUAGGCAAUUAUCUGGAUAUAACGCAAAUUAUUCACCACAAAUGAAUGGCAGCGUAACUGUACAAGUUGAAGCACAACUUGAGAGACCUGUACGUAAUAAUACACGAAGGCAUUCUAUCGAUGACAAUGAACUUAGAGAGAGUGACCUUUAA
Arctia plantaginis is the source of this 3741-nucleotide messenger RNA. The record is from the annotation of a GenBank genome assembly. NCBI's taxonomy places the organism in Eukaryota, Metazoa, Arthropoda, Insecta, Lepidoptera, Erebidae.